UUUGUUUUCUUUAGUGCUGAAACGGGGCGAAGUAAUAGCCACCGGUCAAUAAUUAUAUUCUGACUGGCCGGUAAACAUCUUAAAAAUCAGUCUUGUUGGAUCUAGAUUAUUCGCCAGAUUCGCUUGUCAACCCGACGUUAACUAUGAUAAAACAUAUUUGAGGCCGUUUUUGGAGCUGAUCAACACACCUUGUGAACAAAGUGAAAAUGGAACGAUUUAUGAAGAUGACGAAUAUUCUUUGGUGGAUAAAGAUGGCGUCAGUGUUUCUGAUGAACAGUUCACGAUUAGAUGGAGCAUUAAUUUGCACUCCACCAUGUUUGUUGGUAUCAAACACAACUGAUAUAGUAGCAGUGGACUAUGGAAAAGCACAGGUAAACUCAAUGAUUCUAAGCCUUACAAGAGCUGUUGCCUUAGACGUCCAUUUAAGCUUGGGCUUCAUAUUUUGGAGUGACGUGACGGAACUGAACAUCAAACGAUUUCGGAUUGAUGUGGAAAGCACGACUACAGUUAUUACCAAUAUUGGUUUCUGCUAUGGACUAGCUGUUCAAUGGAGGACAUCUCAGUUGUAUUGGACUGAUACAACGUAUAAUAGUAUAUCGGUAUCAGACUUGGAUGGAAACAACCAACUUACUUUAAUCUCUUCGGCAUUGGAAGAGCCCAGAGCAAUAGCCCUUGAUCCGGACAGCGAUGCAAUGAUUUGGACUGACUGGGGAAGCAAUCCAAAAAUUGAAAAAGCUUCCUUGAGCGGACAGCAAAGAGUCGCCAUCGUAACAACAGAAGUCUACUGGCCGAAUGGAAUUGACCUCGACAGAGGAGGCAAAAGAGUCUAUUGGGUAGAUGCCCGUUAUGACAGAGUGGAAUCGGUUGACUACAAUGGUAACAACAGGAAACUGCUAUUUCAGAUGCAAGGAUUACAUCCAUUCGGAGUGGCGUUGAUCCCUCCUUUCCUGUUCUUUACUGACUGGGCGACACACAGGGAGUUUCACAUGCUAGACGCUACAACCGGAGAGGUACUAAAAAGUUUCAGUAUUAAUGGUGGGCAACCUAUGGGAAUUGUUGCAUACGACAGCGGGCGGCAACCAGCAGCUUCAGGUCCUUGCUCUGUAAACAAUGGAGGAUGCAGUCAUUUCUGUGUUCCUAAGGCGUCCAACUAUGAAUGCGUGUGUCCUACAGGCCUAGCAGUAAAGCAAGAUGGAAAGACAUGUGAAGAAAAAGUAAAGAAGUUCAUUCUUUUUGCUGACGCCGACGACAAAUCAACAAAUAUCAUUUCACUGGAUGUACGCUACUUCGUUGCUCAAACACUAUUCAACCAUGUAGGAAAUCAGCGUCCUAUCGCUUUGGACUAUGACCCUGUCGAAGAUCGCGUGUACUGGUCGGAUGUUGCUCAAGGUCUAAUCGCGAGCGUUUUCACCAAUGCAACUUCAUUGAAGAUUCUUUUUCGUUGUAAUAUCCUACGCCCUGAUGGUUUAGUAAUUGAUCAUUUAGCACGGAACAUUUACUGGACUGAUACUGGAACUAAUAGAAUUGAAGUAGCGCGUCUUGACGGAUCAGGGAGGAGAGAAUUGAUCAAUACUGGACUUGAUGAACCGAGAGGCAUUCUAUUGGAUGAAAGAAAUGGUAUGAUGUAUUGGACGGACUGGGGCGCCAAUCCGAAGAUAGAGAAAGCAGAAAUGGAUGGCUCAGGUAGAAGGUCCAUCGUUACAGGAAAUCUAGCCUGGCCAAACGGACUUACCCUCGACCAGGCUACAAACCGUUUGUUCUGGGCAGAUGCGAAACUAAAAAUUAUAGAGAUGUCUGAUCUUGAUGGAGGAAACCGACAGACUGUUUUACCAUCUACAGCUGGAAUUCAUCCUUAUGGAUUAACAAUCUAUCAGGACAUUAUUUACUGGACAGACUGGAAUAGCCAGAGUGUUACAAGUUAUAAUGCAACUAGUGGUCAGAUGAACAUCGUGAUUCCUGAUCUACAGAAGCCGAUGGACAUUCACGUCUUUGAUCCUUCCUUGAUUCUCUCAGGCUCGCAUUCUUGCUCGCAAAACAAUGGCAAGUGCAGUGGUUUGUGUCUUGUAAAGCCAGGAGGAUACCAGUGCGCAUGCCCGACGGGAAUUGCUCUUAAGGAGGACGGAAAAAAUUGCGACUAUGAUUUGUUCCUUAAGACAAGCGGCGAACUUUAUUUGCUCUUCGCCGAAGCGGAUCAUGGUGAAAUUUACAAGGUUCCUUUAGCAGUGGCGAACACACCUUGCCAUCUGCUUCAAAUCAACAUUAAUAUCUCCAGGCCCGUGGCUGUUGACUACGACCCAAUUGAGGGUAAAAUCUAUUGGACAGAUGUGACCCUGAAGCUGUUGGCAAGAGCAUUUCCAAACGGAUCUUCAGUUGAGGUCAUAGCGGACACUGACGUGAUAACACCAGAUGGCCUUGCAAUCGAUUACAUUGGAAGGAUUCUCUACUGGACUGAUACUGGAACUAGUAAACUUGAGGUAGCACGGCUAGACGGAUCAUUUCGGAAAAGCCUUAUCACAACAGGGAUUGAAAAGCCAAGAGCUAUAAUUCUAGAUAUACCUGAGAGGCAAAUGUACUGGAGUGAUUGGGGAUCAACACCAAAGAUUGAGCAAGUUAACAUGGACGGGUCAGCCAGGAAAAUCAUUGUAAGCUCUGGACUUGUGUGGGUUAAUGCACUUGCUCUGGAUUCGCAGAAUAACCUGUUGUAUUGGUGCGAUGCACAACUUGAUAAGAUAGAAAGAGCAAACCUUCAAGGAAAUAACCGAGAACUAGUUCUUGAUUUGUCUUCUUACAACCAUCAUCCCUUUGGACUUUCCUUGUCUGGUGACACUCUCUACUGGUCUGACUGGAGCAAUCAGAGUAUUCAUAGCUAUAAUUUGACAUCUUCUCAAAGUGACGUGUUGGUGUAUGGAAUGGGAAGGCCGAUGGACGUGCAUGUUUAUGAUCAAACAAAAACAUUCACAGGAUCAACAAGUUGCUCUAAAGUCAAUGGAGGCUGUAGUCAUCUUUGCCUUCCAAAUCCGAGUGGACAUCAAUGUUUUUGUCCAGAAGGAGUUCAGCUGAAGCCUGGUGAUGCCCUCAUCUGUGAAGGAGUGAACCGUUGUCAACAGCUGUAUGCCCCGCCACAUGGAAGUCUAGAGCCCUGCUCUAGUUUGCCAGGACAAACCUGUGAGUUUUCUUGUAACAAAGGGUACAUUUUGACGGGAUCAACCACAAGAACAUGUAACAGUGAUGGAACUUGGACAGGAACUCCGACUCAAUGUAACGCUGUUACGUGCUCUGCUCUGCCAGAACCGUCCAAUGGCUUUCGGCUGAGCUGUACAGGGACAACAUUAGAAUACUUCAAUACAGUAUGUUCUUUCUUCUGCUCUCCUGGAUUCGACCCAAUCGGCUCUGCUUCUAGAAAGUGUCUUGAAAACGGGACCUGGAGUGGUCAGGACUUCUUCUGCCAAGUCAUAACAUGUCCAACUUUGAUCAUCCCGCCGAAAGGUGUGCUACUGACCUCUGCUUGCAACAACACGUAUGGUUCAAAUUGUGUAUUUGGCUGUGAAAGUGGUUAUAGGAGUGCCAACGGAAAUGUCACAAGAACAUGCCUACAGAGCAGUCUGUGGAGUGGGAAUAACAUCAACUGUACAGAUAUUCUUCCUCCAUCAUUUGAUGUCCCAUGUCCAGCCAGUCCUUUGGUAGCGUAUGCAGAACGUGAAACGUUUUCCGCGGAAGUGAAUUGGACGGUACCAACGGCGACUGACAACUCAGGAUUCAAACCGUUUAUAAACUCUAAUUACCAUCCACCCGGGAGAUUUCGCCAAGGAACUUACAUCAUUACAUACUCUGCAGCAGACCAAUCAGGAAACAAAGCCACUUGCAGCUUCACCAUAGAAGUAAUAGUAAUCAAUUGCACAUCACUUAUGGUAGACAUAGGGGGUCCCUUGCGCAUGGGAAGUUGUAGUAAUCAUUAUGGAGCGCGCUGUGAAUUUUCCUGUGCCAGUGGUUAUCGUUUGAAUGGUUCAUCAGAUGUUACAUGUGUUGCCCAGCGUGAUAGACCUCCAGGUGUUUGGGACAACCCUGUACCUAUCUGUCAAAGGAUAAGAUGUCCUUCUCUUUCCAUUCCAACAAACGGAGGUGAGAGGGGCUGUGGUGACUCACUGUCCGAACUUUAUGACACGCAAUGCAGUUUUUACUGUAACGCUGGUUACAUCCUGGUUGGAUCGUCUGUCAGGCGAUGUCUAGAGAACGGGACCUGGAGUGGAGAAACGUCCUUAUGUCUGAUUAUCACGUGCAGUCCACUUGUUCCACCAACUGAUGGUUCGAUUUCCCCACCAUCUUGCUUAUCGAUAAGUAACUACAGCCAGACCUGCAGAUUAACUUGCUCUCGACCGGGAUACUCUCCGUAUGGGACCUCAUCGAGAACAUGUGGUAAAGACGGACAAUGGACAGGUUCAAACGACACACGAUGCAAGGACACAACACCUCCUUCUUUCAACAAUUCUUGUCCAGAGAAUAUGGUGGUCUAUACUCCUGAAUGCUCAUCCAGUGCUUUGGUGAUAUGGAAUGAACCAAUUGCUGAUGACAAUUCUGGUCAUGUGAUUGUUACCUACCCUUCCAUUCGAUCGUCAGCUCAACUGGGAAUUGGUCUCUAUUAUAUAAUGUAUUCAGCUUCAGACGCAGAAGGAAACAGAGCUAACUGCACCUUCGUGGUGCAAGUUGCAAGGAAAUCCUGCAUUACACUGCAACCACCAUCACAUGGAAAUUUGAGCCUUUCCUGUGGAUUUUCAUUUGGUUCCCAAGCUAAUUUUACUUGUGACAGGGGAUAUCAAUUAAUCGGGUCUCGAGAGCGUUUUUGCAAAGAAGACGGUUCUUGGUCAGGAAACACCACCACAUGUAACAUUGUGAGGUGCCAAGCCAUUGAGCCUCCAUCUCACGGAGCUGUUUUUCCAAAUCCGUGCAGAUCAGCUUCUGGUGUUCAUUAUAAAACCCAGUGCUUCUUAUCGUGCGACGAUACCCCUGGUUACCGACUGGAAGGCGAAAGUAGCGUAUCCUGUCUUGAAAGUGGAUCGUGGAGUGCAGAUGUUACAAACACGAUUUGCAAGGACUUCCAACCUCCCAGCAUUCAAUGCCCACCUAACCAAGAACUACCCACAGAAACUGGCCAAUCAUACGCAACAGUGACGUGGGAGGUACCAGUCCCCUCCGACAACUCCAACAUGUCACUAAGUCUGAAAGGUUUGCGCCCACCACAUCAGUUCUAUGUUGGUAGAGAUUAUGUUCGAUAUGAAGUCACAGACACCGCUGGAUUGUCAACAGGCUGUACAUUUUCUAUUCACGUCAAAGAUGUAGAACCUCCGGUCAUCGUUUCUUGCCCUGACGAUAUCUUCCUUUCGUCUGGAAAGAGGGAAAAUACGAUCUUUUUUCCUGGAGUCAUUACAACGGAUAAUGUGGGAGUGUUCUCCAUCUUAACCAGCAGGCCGAAUGGAAGCGAAUUCACUUGGGGCGAGCACAAUAUAACCUUUACUGUAACAGAUAAAGCAGGAAAUGUUGCCGAAUGCAAUUUCAAAGUUAUUAUUACCGAUAAAUCAUGCCCUGAUCUACCACCACCUGAGAACGGCGCCAAGGCUUGUGAGAUGUGGCUGACCGGGGUGUUCUGUACCGUGCAUUGCAAUGAAGGUUACGGGUUCAUUGAAGAACCGGAAGACGUGUAUUUCUGUACUCCAGGAGGAACAUGGAGGAACGCAUUUGUAAAUGGCCAAAAAGCACCUGCUUUUCCAGACUGCUCAAAGACGUACAUGCCGAAAGAGGCCAUGGUGAAUGGAGACCUACAUUACCUAGUUGAUGCAUGUGGCGACGAAGCAAUGAGCGAAGUUAUCGCUAGCAACUUCAUACAGCUAUUUCAGAACUCAGUUUUUGGUAUCGCUGGAGCCUGUAAUAGUCAGUGCACAAUCGAUAAUGUCGAGGUUGAAUGUGGAGAAACAGGGACACGCAGGAGAAGAGAAACGCCCAGAGUUCCUCUUACGGUGCGUUUUGCUUUGAAAGUUCCUCUACCAGCCAACGCUUCCUUGGUUGACCUGAAUGAAACCGCAGAACUACUAUCCAAUAACUUGUUAUCAACAUUAAACGAAACUGACCUUAAUCUGAACAUCAGUGCAAUAGUUAUAAAGUAUGACACUUCGAGAGCACCACAGCUUCGCCUUGUGAGUCUCAUUUGUGGCAAAGGACAAGUUCAAAGAGGAACCCAGUGCGUUAACUGUCCACUUGGCUUUUACUUUACCGACAACGAUUGUCGAGCAUGCCCAGAAGACCAAUACCAGGACCAAGAAGCGCAGAACUCUUGUGUACUGUGUCCAUCUGGGACGGUAACCGUUGGAAAAACAGGAUCAAAAUGGCGAAAAAAUUGCCAAGAAAUUGCAAGUAUAUCCAGUGAUGAACAACAAGGCGGCUUAAAGCCAGUAAUUCUUUAUUCAAGUAUUGCAGCAGGAUCUGUACUGUUUAUUAUUUCCCUGAUUAUCAUGGCCAUCUUCUGCGUAAAGAAACAUCGUCAGACAGCCUCUGACCGGGGUAUAGAUAUGGGGUAUGGUAAUCCCGUAUACCAAUCUGCCGGAGAUGACCCUCAAGUCGAUGAACCUGUCUAUAUGGAGAUCGAUGUUUCUAGACUACGUACCUGCAAUGAUUUGCCGUUAGAGAACAAUACGGACUACUUCGCGUUAAGUGAGGUACAUCAAAAUGAUUACGAAAGACUUGAAUUCACUUACUCUGAGGCAUGAAAGAUCCGGAGAAGAAUAGCGUUCUAGAACAUAUCGCCUUAAUAAGAACAGAUGCUAUCCUUAGAGACAUUAAUUGAUGUAAUUUGAGAAUAAGCAUACCUAUUCCUGUAGUGAAGUGCUUUGGAGACACUCAAAGGAACAUGUGAUUUUAAGGCACUUUAGUUUUCUCAGUAUGGAGCAAUAGAAUAUUUUAGCGGAAGUAAACAUUUUUUGAAAAAGACUUAGGUCGCUUUUUCUUACUGCUUUUGCUCCAAAAAAAGAAAAGAAUGCAAUCAGCGUAAUAUUCUAAAGCUAAAAAUAAAAGAACUGUACGAUACACCGAUGGUAGUGAAACUCCAGCCAUUUUUAGAAACAUAUUUCAUAAAGACUGCAAAACAUCAGUUGUAAGGCGAAGCGUAACAGAAUGGCGAGGGGUUAAACAUGGUAGUCAAUUUACUCGGUGCAACUCAAGCAGGCUAAAGCCCCAAUUAAUGAGUUGGUCUAUAUAUUUCUAGUUUAGGUGCAACUAGACAUAGUUAUAACCUGCGUCUGACACUUGCUCCUUAAAUCAAUGGAGCAUAUCAGAAUUAGCUGCAAAUAAGGAAAGAUGCAAAGGGAAAAUAAGAGAUCGGACGUUUUGUGCAGGUGUCUUUUGUUUAUUAUUGUCUUUUUUUUUUCAUUAAAUAUGAUUUGAAAACCUUUUUCCAAAAUAAAACAAUUUUAAGAGGCAGGUUUUCUUCAAUCUACGCAAUAAUUUGUUUACGACCUUACCACUGAUGUCAAUAACUUGUUAUACCUUGAUAUCAAAUGUGAGUAAGAUAUGAUAAAUUUCUCCGGGUUUUUCUCCCUAAGGUGUCCAUUUCACGAUUAAGCAGGAAUCUGAAGCUAU
Pocillopora verrucosa is the source of this 7623-nucleotide messenger RNA. RefSeq lists its product as uncharacterized. NCBI's taxonomy places the organism in Eukaryota, Metazoa, Cnidaria, Anthozoa, Scleractinia, Pocilloporidae. The record is from RefSeq and is a predicted model, not a curated record. Gene Ontology annotation, molecular function: Wnt-protein binding; Wnt receptor activity. Gene Ontology annotation, biological process: canonical Wnt signaling pathway.